AUGACAGAUAAACUACCAGCAAACCUUUUGGUGCUCUUUGCACCUCGACCACCUCUCCGUUAUCUCCCCCACUGCGAUUAUGCCCCAGAGAAGCGCAGAACCGCUCCGAUCAGUGGCGUUGCGGCGUUUCUUGAAGAGCUCAAGAAACCAGAUCCAAACUAUGUUCCAACCGAGAGCUGGAUGCAACGACGAGACCGACUAAGAGAAGAGAAGAAAGCGGCCUUGGAGAAAAAAACAAAAGAAGGGCUUGAUGCUUACGAUCCAGAACAUGACCCGCUUGUCAGAGGUGAUCCUUACAAGACCUUAUUUGUGUCUAGAUUGAGUUACGAAGUCAAGGAAAAUGAUCUUGAGCGCGAAUUUGGACGCUUUGGUCCCAUCGAAAGGGUACGUAUCGUGCACGAUAAAGAUACAGGCAAGCACAGAGGGUAUGCGUUUAUUGUAUAUGAACGUGAGAAGGACAUGAAGGCUGCUUACAAAGAAACCGAUGGAAUACGUAUCAAGGAUCGCCGUGUCCUCGUCGAUGUCGAACGCGGCCGUACUGUCAAAGGAUGGAAGCCAAAGCGCCUUGGUGGCGGCCUCGGCGGUCGUGGAUACACUAAAAUUCCUGUAACGCGCCCCACAGGUCCCUCCGGCUUUGGUAGUGACGGACCCCGUGGACCAGGCGGACCAGGCGGCUUCGGAGGCCGUGGAUUUAGAGGUGGCGGAGGUGGUAACUUCCGUGGAGGAUUUCAGGGUGGUCGUGGAGGAGGUGGGUUCACCGGAGGCAAUAGAUUCGAGAUCGGAGGCGGUCGUGGCCCCCGAGGCGGUAUCGGUUUCCAAGGCGGUGAUAGAGGUGGUCAGAAUGGCUACAGCGGUGGCGGUGGCGGUGGCGGUGGACAUCCUGGUGGAGCCGAGGCCCCGCCAAAUGCACCAACUGGGCCUGGAGGACGUAGGGGAGGCGGUGGAGGCGGUGGAGGCGGUGGGUAUGGUGGCAGUGACCACAGAGGUAGCGGUGGGUAUCAAGGAUCUGGUGGGUAUGAUCGCAGUGCUGGUAACGACCGUGGUGGCCGUAGCAGUGGCUAUGACCGUGAUGGUGGCAGCAGAGGUGGCGACAGGUAUGGAGGUGACCGCGACGCUGGCGGAGGCAGGUUUGGCGGACACAGAGACGACCACCGAGGUGGUCAUGGAGACAGGGGCUCCCACGGUGAUAGAGGAUCCCAUGGUGAUAGAGGUUCACACGGUGAUAGGGGCGGUUACGACGACGGCCAUUCGAGAAAGCGCGCCUACGACGGCGCCGGUGAUGGAGGGUAUGGAAGCGGCGAUAGACACAGGAGAAGGUAUCAGUAG
This is a messenger RNA of Morchella importuna, 1326 nucleotides long. RefSeq lists its product as uncharacterized. The record is from RefSeq and is a predicted model, not a curated record. Gene Ontology annotation, cellular component: U1 snRNP; precatalytic spliceosome; U2-type prespliceosome. Gene Ontology annotation, molecular function: U1 snRNA binding; mRNA binding. The transcript has 4 exons. Bases 1 to 1326 code for a protein of 441 amino acids. Gene Ontology annotation, biological process: mRNA splicing, via spliceosome. Lineage: Eukaryota; Fungi; Ascomycota; Pezizomycetes; Pezizales; Morchellaceae.